Messenger RNA from Homo sapiens (human), 15992 nucleotides. RefSeq names its product syntaxin 7 (gene STX7). The coding region runs from base 316 to 1101 and encodes 261 amino acids. Lineage: Eukaryota; Metazoa; Chordata; Mammalia; Primates; Hominidae. Gene Ontology annotation, cellular component: endosome; early endosome membrane; secretory vesicle. Gene Ontology annotation, molecular function: SNAP receptor activity. Gene Ontology annotation, biological process: vesicle-mediated transport; intracellular protein transport. The transcript has 10 exons. The record is from RefSeq and is marked reviewed.
AUUCCGGGUGCGCGCGGCUGUGGUCAGGUGGGCCUACCCAGCCACGCACCCGCCGCGGUCCCCUGGGCAGAGCUCCGGAGGCGCACGGCUGGCGGAGCGCACCCCGGGGAGGGCGCCAGAGCCGGCUGGGGCCCAGCUCAGGAAUCCAGACACGACCAAAUGACCUCUUCCUCUUUUCAACUCACGGAUUGAAAAACACACUAAACUUCCCGAAUAUAGAGGAACUGAAAAAUGUAUGGCUGUAGCAGGCGAACCGUGUGACUGCUUAGAAAACUGCACAGCAUCUGAUGAAAUUAGCGAAUAAGAACAUCAACCAUGUCUUACACUCCAGGAGUUGGUGGUGACCCCGCCCAGUUGGCCCAGAGGAUCUCUUCUAACAUCCAGAAGAUCACACAGUGUUCUGUGGAAAUACAAAGAACUCUGAAUCAACUUGGAACACCUCAAGAUUCACCUGAAUUGAGGCAACAGUUGCAACAGAAGCAGCAGUAUACUAACCAGCUUGCCAAAGAAACAGAUAAGUACAUUAAAGAGUUUGGAUCUCUGCCCACCACCCCCAGUGAACAGCGUCAAAGGAAAAUACAGAAGGAUCGCUUAGUGGCAGAGUUCACAACAUCACUGACAAACUUCCAGAAGGUCCAGAGGCAGGCUGCUGAGCGAGAGAAAGAGUUUGUUGCUCGAGUAAGAGCCAGUUCCAGAGUGUCUGGCAGUUUUCCUGAGGACAGCUCAAAAGAAAGGAAUCUUGUAUCCUGGGAAAGCCAAACUCAACCUCAAGUGCAGGUGCAGGAUGAAGAAAUUACAGAGGAUGACCUCCGUCUUAUUCAUGAGAGAGAAUCUUCUAUCAGGCAACUUGAAGCUGAUAUUAUGGAUAUUAAUGAAAUAUUUAAAGAUUUGGGAAUGAUGAUUCAUGAACAAGGAGAUGUAAUAGAUAGCAUAGAAGCCAAUGUGGAAAAUGCAGAGGUGCACGUUCAGCAAGCAAAUCAGCAGCUGUCAAGGGCAGCAGAUUAUCAGCGCAAAUCCAGAAAAACCCUGUGCAUCAUCAUUCUUAUCCUUGUCAUUGGAGUUGCGAUUAUCAGUCUCAUCAUAUGGGGAUUGAACCACUGAAGUUAUAAAGGAGCACACUGUCGCACUACAUUGUCUAAAUUAUGUAGGAAGAUUCCUGUAAUCAUGUUUUUUUAAUUAUUAUUUUAAAGCUAUUGUAUAAAGGAUGGUUCCCAUACUUUGUUAUUUUUAUUGGGGGGGUUGGGGUGGUUCCUUUGGAUUAAAUCUGAUAUUUUCUAAUACUGAAAGAUUUUCUAAAUGUCACUGCUGACAUAACUCCCUUGGUCUUCAAUUUAAUAGUUGUUAAGUUUUUGCCCACAUUGCAUAUGCCUUUCAUUUAUAAUUUAUUUACCCUGCUUGACUUAGUUUUGGGAAUUCGUAAAUUUAAAGGUGUGUGUAUUCUGUUUGCAUCUCCCUGUCACUGUGACACACCUAGAUGUGUGUUACUUCAAUUAAAAUUCUCAAAUUUAAUUUUGAUUUGCUUCAGCAGGGAAAAUAUUCUCAAUAAUGUAAAAUAAUUAAGGUCUAUACAUGGGUUGUAUUUUUCUGGUUCACAACAGCACAAAGUGUCUUUCAUUUUUUUGUUGGUUUUCUUUUAAGAUCUUUUUUACCCUGAAGUCGGUGAAUACUUUUCUAGUUUAUUUGAUACUCUUUCUGUGUAUAUAUUAAGCUUUUGCUGUAGAUUGCCUAGUAAAAUUACUAAGGAUAGGUUGUUUUUACAUAUGGUCUAUUUAAGUCUGAUGUUUACGGGGGAAAGUGUAGUUACUAAAAAUGUUUAACAUAAUUUGGAAGAAGAGUAUGAACAACCAAUACCAAUACCUAUUGCGUUUGGAUUCUUAAGACCCCAGUUUGUUAUUCCACUAAACUAGUUAUCUUAACCAUAUCAUCUGGUUUUGUGGGCCAUUAUUUACCUUCCCUUAUGUCUUAUAGAAUAAUGGUUAAUAUUUUUAGGUCAAAAUUACUUUUGGAAAGUAACUUUCCCACAAUUAACUGUUUUUGAGCACCUGACAAAAUUUAGUGUUUACCUUGCGUGCCAUUUUGUGUCAUCCUUCAUUAAAAAAGCAAUUGGAGGUUUGCCAGUUAUCUCACUUCCCUUUUUAAAUCAAUGUUGUUUUAAUGCACUAAUCUGAAUUCUGUAAAGAGGAUUAUCUUAGUUUAUACUUUGUAUUUUAUAAUGUUCUUGUAUAGCAGCUCGGUACUGAAGGCGGUGUUUAACUUGGCAAGCUCUGAGACUUCAAAUGGGAACAAAUAGUAAGUAGCUAAGUAAACCACAUCUUUGCAACCAAAAUAAAGAUGAGUUAAAAGGUAUCUGGUUAGGCCUAUUUCAUGAGGACUAUGCUCUGGUGGGACCACAGGUCACCUGAUACUUAGUGCUGUGCUGCCUGAAACCUCAGCAUGGAGACAUCACCACAUGCACUGUGGCCAUUCAGCAUCUUUCUGGAGCACCAGUUCACUCCAGGUUUUUAUUUUAGGGUGUCAUCGAUUUUACCUACUUUGUCAGACUGGUAGAAGUUGCUUUGCAUAUCAGAAAAACUCCAUUUUUUUCCACAAAAGGGAUUACAGAAAACUCUUUUGUGAGUGAGUGAUUGGAACUUAGAGACUCCUGUUGCCAGAAUCAGACUGCCCUAGAACAGAAUGGACAAUGCAGGGAGGAGAAUUCACACAAACAGCACCUGUUCUGAGGCCUGUGCCAGCCCACCAGGCCUGCUCAAAUGUGGUCUUUACUUCAAGUGCACAGAGGCACAUGAGGUUUCUGGUGAUAAACCAGCGUCUUACCGCUGUUUUAAAGUCCCAUCCCCAUGGCUUUCACAAUCAGUUCCGUUUUUUUUGCUGUACUUGAUAAAAUGUUUAUUCUCAUACAGGUCAAGUACAUUUACUUCUAUUCACAGUGAGUACCCAAUAACAACAAAAGCGCUUACAAAUUUGGGGGGCGUGAUUUUAGUACCUUUAUUUGAAGUGUAAUCAUUUUAAAUUAUUAUUAUUUUAACUGGGGCAGUUAUCAGUGGUUUAAACAGGAACUUUAGUGGCUUCAAUUUGUUUAAGAAACAUAUUAAGUUUGAGGGAAAAAUUUCCCAUGAAAUAUUUGGAACGUAAGAGUAGUAUUGAUUAGAGAAAAUUAAAUAAGAAACAUAGUAUGGUAGCCAAAUUUUUUAAAAAAUCUUGAACUUUUCUGUAGGUCAGUUUUAGAACUGCUGUGAAAAGUGAAGGUUGCCCUGUGGAGAUUAAAAUUAGAGUUGUUUUCAUAACUGACAGCAUGGUGAAUCCAUUUGAGUCAAAGUGAAGAAUUUCCUCAUCAAGUGACUAUACAUUUGUUUUUGUGUGCUCAAAAGAAAUACUCAAACACAGACUGAUAUUAACCAGCCAGGUAAAUUGAACGACAAUGUGGCAUUAGGUAUUUGGCUGUUUAUUGGUCGUUAAAUACUAUGGUUUUGCAAUAUGAUUGAUGGUAAAAGAGUGAUGUCAUAUUGAUACUAGAGUAGCUUGUUUUUUUAGUAGGUGUGGGACCAUCUCUUUUACAAGUGCAACUCAGUCUAGGACAGCCAUGGAUGCAGUGUCUGGAGUUGGACCCUCUGAGCCCGCUGGCUGCCCCAGUAGCAUCUGCAUUGGUGACCAAGGACACUGCACUUUGAAGAGGUCGCCACUGGGUUAUUUAGUGUCUUCACUGCUUUUGUUAAAAAUUGUAAAAUUUUGUACACAAAAAGUUGUGUUUUUGAAUAUCAAUUGUUUAGACACACCUACAAUGAUAAAUAAGUGCCUUUAAAGGCCCCUCUUUCCAUGAAAUACAUCUGUGGUUUAGCAAGGAAAGUACAAAAUAGUUUAUGUAGUUGGUAUAAUUUUUAUUUGUGUCUUCAUGUAGAAAAAAUGAAUGUCAUAAUAAAAUAUAAAACUUACGUAAAGAAAAUAAAGUCAUUGUCCACCUUAAUAGCUAAGGUCCACAAGGGUAACUUAUGCAGCAUUUAUUUUUUUUGAAAGUCAAAAUUGAAUUUAUUUCUUUCACAUGGCUGGUUUGCUGCAAUAUGAAGUUUCAGAAUGGGCUGAAGUAAGUUGAUUGAGGGAUUUGAGUUGAAUGACAUUUUCAAGUUCAUUUAAAUAUGAUAAAAAUUCAUUGGUGGUAAAUAACAUCUGUCUUUCCUGGAAAAAAAAAAGUUGUGUAUUUUCAUGAUUCAGUUAAAACAAAAAAUGAGCCUGUGAAUCCCAGGCCUUUUUAGUCCUCCAUAACAUUUGAACAGUUUGACUUGUCAGCAAAGAAAUACACUUAUCAAAUUUUAAACCAAUGGGAGCCUGAAAGUGUUACAGUGUACUGCUUCUUUGACAAAAUUCUGUUUAACAACUACCCUAACAUAAUUUAUAAAUCAAUUAAGAUAAAACCAUUUUUUUCUGAGUAUUUAGGAAUUUGUGUCCUCAAAAUACUGUGACAUGAAAGAUAGGAAAGAAAUUACCUGGUUGCCAGACAUGCACGAUUAUCUUUCCUCAUUUCAGCUGGAUUUUCCAAAGUCAGUAGAUUGGAUAAAGCAGCAUCUCAUUCACUGAGGUCACAAGAUAGGUAGGAAACUUCUUUAAUGUGAAUUUUGCAUAUUUUAACAAUUCAGUUAGAAAAACAGAAACCACUUGAUGGAUUAUAAGUGUAAAGUGUUUUAACAUAGGGAAUUAGACAUCAAAAGGGUGGGUGAGGAAGGUGUCUGCGGCCCCAAAGUGGGUGGAUCUCAGGAGCUGGCCCAGGCACUGCUGUGACUCUUGAGAACAUCCAGAAGGCUGUGCUGUUGGCGUGCAGCACUGACAGUGUGUCUCAGGGAGCUGUCCCCAGCUGUCAGCUGUUAAUAGCUCCAAAGCCAGUGCCUUGCAAGAGAUUUUGAAACUGCUGUGAAACUCAUGUCCUCUGCCCGCCUACACUUCUGUCUGCAGUGGCCUCUGAGGAAAGAUGGUCUCUCCUUUUCUCAUGGUCAACUCUCAACUUAGAACCAGAGACAGAAGGAGUUUGUGGGAAGUGUGGUUUCUGGUCUACCUGCACUGCAGAGGACAUUCUAGAAAGAGAAGUGAGUUGACAGUCUAGCAUAAUUGUGAAACAAACACUGAGAUGUACAGUUCAAACCACGUGAAGUGGAAGCCUCAGAAUUUUCCUCACUUUCAUUAAAGAUUCUUUGAUGGAAAAAUUUAGAAGCAUUGGCUCUAGAUGGUAAGCAAGUCAUUUUUUUCCAACCAAAAUAAAAAAUACAUAUACUAAGCUUCUGGGGCCCCAGGACUUAACACAGUUUCCUUCCUUCCUUCCCUUCUUCCUUCCCUCCCGUAGUAGUUGCUUAAUAAAUACUUAAUUUGGCACUUAUUUGGGGCCGGCUUUUUGCCAGGCUACUACAUGCCUGGGCAUAGUGUUCUAAGAGUGAACCAAAAGAAUAAGCUUCCUGCCCUCAGGGAGUUUAUGUUUUGUUAUUUGGCAUAUAAAAAGAACUUGGUGUGUUAAAAGAAGGGAAAUAGCUGUGUGAAAGGAAUGAGGCAAGGAAGAAAGGGAAUGUCUAAAUAUAAAUCUCCGUUUGGACCAGCCUCCUGUUUAUCCAGUUUUCCUUACUAAGUAACUGAAUUUCAUUUUCUUUUCUUAAUUGACAGACUACCAGAAAAUUGCUAGUUUUCUAAAGAGAAACUACUGAUUUGAGUGAUGAUCUGUGUGUAAUGGCUCCAAAAAGGAGCCGUUCUCUUGGUGGCAGCAGUUGGAUUCAGAGCUUGGGCAUCCUGAUCAUCAGGACAGACAUUUACAGGAUAUGUAUAGAAUUACUGCCCCAAAUAGAGGGCAAAGCACUAGACAGAAGGGUGAGAUCCAAGGGGAAUUUGGAAUCUAUAUUUCAUCAGAAUGCACUCAAAGCAAAAACAGUAAGUAUGCUCCAUAUAAAGAAAUGUUUCUUAAAAUGUUUUUAAUUUAACCCUACCCAUCCCUUGGCAAAUCUUUUUCUUUUAAAUCAAAUAGGAAUAAAGAAGAAAAUCUUCCUAUUGGCCCAUUUUCUCAUUAUUCAAAUACCAUAUCAAUACACCAAUUUUAAUUCUUUGUUUUUGUAAUCAUUUGGUUAACAUGAAUAUUAUGUAAUAUUUUUCUCCAAAUAAUCCUAAUUUUAAAUGCAGAAAUAGAGCUAAAUAACACACUAAAUAGGUUUUUGUAGACACUGUAGCUUCUGGCAAGUUUUUAAGAGGUUGGUCACUUAAUUGCUUAGAGUGGGAUUCCCGUAGGUUUUGUGUAGUGAUGGCAUUUAUGCUUAAAAUGUAAGUGGUGGAAGGCAAAACCAGAUUUCCUGUCCAGUCGUUACACGCACAACACCUCUACUUGUUGACGAGGGAGUUUUCUAGAACUGAAUUGAAUCUUUAAAUAAACUUGAAAGGGCAUUAAUUCCCACUUUGGCCAACCCAAAGUACAAAUUUUUAAGUGUUUACUGUAAGUAUCGUUAGGCAGUAGUUACUAACUCCAACACCUAAUAGCAUUGGUAGAAAGCUUAUAAAUGCAGUUAUUUAGCCUCGACUAAGAUUUUUCUGAUACCUAGUUUCACUUUUUAAUGCCCUCUGAAAGUUUUUUGAUCAGUUGUUUAAUGGGAGAUCUGAAAUGUUAAACUCAGACCAGAAAGAAGAGAACCUGUUUUCUAGAAAUUAGGUUUUUAAUCCAAGUAAGAUGCAAGCUUUUGCUUUUUUAAUAACUUGUAUAGCUAAAAACUUGACGGUGAAAAGCUCUCAGAUCAAAGCUGAUCCUUCUGUCAGUAAUGAUUCUAAAAAUAAGCAAGAUUUUAAUGGGGAAUAUAUUUUAUUUCAUUCUUAUCUCAAACCUAGGUACUGUGGUCGUUUUGAGUUCAUUUCGAGGCAUUUUCAAUGUGCCUCAGGCCACAUCCAACCUCUUCCCAGGGCCAGAUUUAAUGUUCAGCCUCAUAAAGGUUAUCAUAGUUUUAACAUUUAAGUACUAUUUUGCAGUGGGUAUAUACCAAAAUUUGCUAAUAGUAAGAUAACCUUAGUUAUAUAUCAUUCACGUUAGUUCUAUCUUGGAGGCAAUAAACAUUUCUUGUUCAAGAAAUUCAUGUUCUAUCUUGGAGGCAAUAAACAAACAUUUUUUGUUCAAAAUUAGGGCUACCCUAUUGUCCUUAUGUCUUUUCCUGAUCUGUGGUCAAACAUUUUUCUUAGUCAUUUAGAAAUUUUCUAUGUUGUUUUAAAUUUUCUUUAAAUCUAGAAUGGAGUAUGUGACCAAUACUUUCCUUUGGAAUGGUAUGGACAUUUGAAAUAGAGCCCAUUCUUUAUAAAGUAUAAAAUAUGUUUAAUGCUAGUAUUUUUAACUAAACUUUUGAGAAACUAGAUUCACAUGCUGUUGUAAGAAAUAAUACAGAGACCUCUUUCGUGUACCUUUCACUUUGUUUCCCACACAGUGAACAUCUUUCAAAACUGUCAUACAAUAUCAUACCCAGGAUACUGACACUGGUAUAGCUAAGAUAGAGAACGUUUCCACACAGAACUUUUUCUAGCACAGGGAUCCCUCAUCUUGCUUUUGAUGACCAUACCCACUUCACUCCCAUCCCUACUCCCUUCUUAACCCUUGGCAACCAUAAUCUGUUCUCCAUUUUUAUAGUUUUUUUUUUUUUCAUUUCAAUAAAGCUGUAUAACUGGAAUCAUAAUAAUAUGUAACCUUUUGGGAUUGGCUUUUUUUCAUUUAGCAUGAUUUUCUGGAGGUUAAUCCAGCUUAUUAUGUGUAUCAAGUCUAUUGACAGGUACUUUUUAGUGUGAAUAGAAUCCCAUAGUAUAGAUGUACCACAGUUUGUUUAACUGUUCACCUGCUGAGAGACAUUGGGCCAGUUUUUGGCUACUAUAAAUAAAGUUGCUAUAAACAUUUGUGUACAAGUUUUUGUGUGAACAUAAUCUAGUUUUCUGGGUCAAAUGCCCAGCAGUUAUAUAGUAGUUGGGUCAUAUAGUAGUUGAAUGUUUAGUUUUUAAGAAAUUGCCAAACUUAUACCAAGUAGCUGUACUAUUUUAUAUACCCACCAGUGGUGUAUGAGUGAUCUAGUUGCUUCAUGUCCUUUUCAGCAUUUGGUGGUGUCUCUUUUUUAUUUUAGUCAUUCUGAUAAGUGUAUAGUGACAGCUCAUUGCAGUUUUGAUUUACCAUUUUCCCUUCGCUAAUGGCAAUGAUGUUGAGCAUCUUUGUUUCAUAUGCUUAUUUGCCACCUGUAUCUCUUCUUUAGUGACAUGUUUCUUCAUGUCUUUUCUAAUUGGAUUUUUUUUCUGUUGAGUUUUGAGGGCUUUUAAAUAAUGUGUGUGUGUGCCUCUGUGUGUGUGUGUGUGUAUUUUUUUCUAGAUACUAGUCCUUUGUUGGAUGUGUGAUUUGCAAAUAUUUCCUCCCAGUCAGUAGCAUGUCUUUUCAUUUCUCUUUUCUGGGCCUUUCACAGAGCAGAAGUGUUUAAUUUUGAUGAAGUCCACUCUAUCCAUUUUUCUUUUUAUGGAUCAUGCUUCUGGUAUCAAGAACUUUGCCUCUCUCCUUAGAUCCCCCAAAUUUUCUCUUUUAUGUUGUUUUCUAAAAGUAUUAUAGUUUACGUUUUACUUUUAAGUCUAUAUUCCAUUUUCAGUUAAUUUUGUAUAAAAUGUGAGACUUAGGUCUGGGUUCAUUUUUUUUGUUGUUGCCUAUGGAUAUUCAAUUACUCCAACAUGAUAUUUGUCGAAAAGGCUCUUUUUUGUCCAUUGAAUUGUUUUUGCACCUCUGUCAAAAAUCAGUUGAGCAAAAAUGAGUUAAUGAGAAAUCAGUUGGGCACAUUCGUGUGGGUCUAUAUCUGGGUUUUCUAUUCUUUUCCAUUAGACUAUGUGUCUAUACCUCCACCAACACCAAAAUCUUGAUUACUGUAGUAAGUCUUGAAAUCAAAUAGGCUGGUUUAUUCCACUUUCUUUUUCAAAAUUGUUUUAGCCACUUAGUUCCUUUGUCUUCCCGUAUAAACUUUGGAAUAAUCUUGUCUGUAUCUAUUCAAAUAUCUUACUGGGAUUUUGACAGGAACUAUGUUAUACCUAUACAUCAAUUUGGGGAGAUUUGACAUCUUUACCAUGUUAAGCCUUCCCGAUCAUGAUCACAGGAUCACUUCACUUCAUUUCAGUUAAAUUUUGUUUUCCUUCAUCAGUAUUGUGUGGUUUUCAGCAUACAAGGUCUGUACAUGUUUUGUUAGAUUUAUACCUAAGCAAUUUAAUUUUUGAGAGAGAUUGUAAAUGGCAUUGUAUUUUGAAUUUCCUGUUCACAUGUCUAUUCUAAGUACAUAGAAAUAAAGUGAAUUUUUCUAUUUUGUAUACUGAGACCUUAUUGAGCCCACUUACUCAUUUUAGGGGAUUUUGAUUGAUUCCUUGGGAUUUUUUUUUUAUAUAGAUAGUCAUGUCAUCUGCAAAUAAUGAAUAGUUUUAUCUCUUCAUUUCUGACCUAUAUUCCUUUUUUUUUUCCUUUCAGUCCCUUAAUGCAGUGGGUAGAAAUUCCAGCAGAAAUAAAAGCAGUGAGAGUAGAGAUCCUUGGCUUGUUUCUGGUCUUAGGCAGAAAGGAUUCAGUGUUUCACCAUGAAGUAUAAUGUUAGCUGUAGGUUUUUAAAGUAGAUGCUCUUGCUAAAGUUAAGGAAGUUAUCUUUUAUUCCUUUUUUUCUGCAAGUUUUUAUUAUGAAUUUUAUGUUGAAUUUUGUCAAAUGCUUUUUCUGCCUUAAUUUACAUAAUGCCAUUUUUCUUCUUUAGCCCAUUCAUGUGGUAGAUACAUUGAUUGAUUUUUGAAUGUUGAGCCAUUGUUACAUCCCUGAGAUAAACUCCACUUGGUCGUGGUGUAUCUUUGUAUAUAUAGCUUAAUUCUUUUGGCUAAUAUUUUGUUAAGGAUUUUUGCAUCUGUUUUAAUGCGACAUACUGGUUGGUGGUAUCAGGGUAAUACUAGCUUCAAAAUGAACUGGAAAGUAUUCCUUUCUCUUCUGUUUUCUAAAGCGGAUUGUAUAGAAUUGGUGUCAGCGCUUUUUAAAACAUUUGAUAGAACUUUCCAAUGAAAUCAUCUGGGCCUGGAGAUUUUGGGGGAGGGAGUUCUUUUUAUUGUAAUUUCCACUUUUACAAUAGUUAUAUGGCUGUUUAAUUUAUCUAUUUCAUAUUGAGUUGUGACAGUUUGUAUUUUUAGAUGAAUUAGUCCAUUUCAUCUAAGCUCUCAGAUUUAUAUGUAGAGUUUUUGGUUGUAUUUUUUGUUAGACUUUUGAUGUCUGAUAUUCCAAAACUCCUUCAUUUAUCAUUUCCUUUCUGUUUAGAGCACUCCUUUAGCCUUAUUAUUAUUAUUGUAGUUCCAUUGGCAACAAAUUCUCUCAGUUUUCUUUCAUCUGAAAAUGUCUUGAUUUUCCCUUGAUAUCUGAAGAAUAUUUACAUUAGACAUAGACUUGUAGGUUUAUAGUUCUUUUCUUUCAGCACUUGAAAAUUGUUCUGCCACUUCCAGCCAAGAGGGGUGGCUCACGCCUGUAAGCCCAGCACUUUGGGAAGCCAAGGCGGGCAGAUCACUUGAGGUCAGGAGUUUGAGACCAGCCUGGCUAACAUGGCGAAACCCCGCCUCUACUAAAAAUACAAAAAUUAGCCGGCAUGGUGGUGCACAUCUGUAAUCCCAGCCAUUUGGGAAGCUGAGGCAGGAGAAUCACUUGAACCCGUAGGCGGAGAUUACAGUGAGCUGAGAUCGCACCACUGUACUCCAGUCUGAGCAACAGAACGAGACUCCUUGUCAAAAAAAAAAAAAAGGAAAGAAAAUUUCAUGGUUCCCCAUGAGAAAUCCAGUUUUUUAAAUUGUUUUGGUCCCUAUAGAUAGGUGUCAUUUGUCUUUUUUCUUUUUCUUUUUUUCCUUUGUGUUUAGUUUUUAGUUGUUUAACCAUGAUGUAUCUUGUAGAUUUGGGGGGUUUAUUAUAUUUGAGGUCUUCUCACCAUCUAUAUGUUUAUGUCUUUUGCCAAUUUUGGGGAGUUUUCAGCUGUCAUUUUUUUCAAGAACUUUUUCAGUCUUCCUUCUUUCUUCUUUCUUUUGAGACUCUGAUGACACAAAUGUUAGAUUUAUUGUAGUUCCGUAAGUCCCUGAGGUUCUGUUCAUCUUUGUUCUGCCUGUUUUCUUCUGUUGUUCAGACUGUGUAAUUUCUAUCAUUUUAUCUUCAGAUUUAUUCAUUCUUUCUGCAGUAGCUUCCAUUCUGCUAUUGAGCCUAUCAAUUAAGUGUUUCAUAUUGAUUCCUGCAUUUUUCAAUUUUAAAAUUUCUGGCCCUUUACCGAAAAUGUUGGUUGACCCCUGGAGUAUAAACCUAUACUAUAGAAGAGAGUAUCAAUUUUUUUUUUUUUGAGAGGAUCAAUUUAAACAAAAGUUGGUCUCUUUAAAUAAAUAAAGUACACAUAACUUGGUGAAACCGAUUUGGAAAAAAACAGAAGACAUAAAAAAUUUAGGAAUGAAAGUACAGAUAAAUAACCAAACAUAGAUUUUAAAAUAAUAAGACACUAUAAACAACUUUAUGCCAAUAUAUCACAAAACAGAAAAUGAAUAAUUUAUAUGAAAAAUGCAAAUUACCAAAAUCAACUACGAAGUAGAUGAUUUCUGCUUCCUGCCAUAUGGUUGACUAGGUAUACUCAAGGAUCCUCCUGCUAAAAUACAGUUAGUUCUUGGAUAAAAUACAACACACAUAAUAUUAGUUCAUUUCCUGGCUCAUUAGAAAGAAAGAUAAUCACUAAAGGCUAUUACCAAUGAGAGUGGGCUAAAAUUAAAGUAGUUGAGAAACAGGAAAACUGUGCCUCUGAGACUUAAGCCAUGGACUCCAGGCAAAGUAAAGAAAGUGAACCUAAGAUUCCUUCAUAAAACCAGGAAUGCUUUAAAGCAUUAAAGUAGUCCUAAGUCAGUGGACUCUGGUGGUUACUCUAAGAAGUGGAUGAAAAUCCCCUCCGAAGGAAAGCCUCCCUAAUUAAUGCUUCUAGAUUAAUCAAACAUGCAAGGAAACACACCAUUUGCAUUGAGAAACAGUAGAUUUAGAUAUUCAAGGAAUUCAGGUAUUGCAAUUAGCAGAAGUAGAAUAACAGUUAUAUGUUUAAAUAAUGUAUGAAUUAAAACGAACAUGAAAUGAGAGAUGUGUUAAAAGGCAGAUAUUAAAAAGAACCAAAGACAACUUAGGUAUGAAAUUUAAUUAUUGAAAUAUAUAACAUAAUGAAUGGUUUAAGAGCAGAUUCACCACAACUAAAGGAAUUGUUGACUAUCAAGUUUUAACUGAGGAAACAACAUAUUGCAGCAAAAACAGGUAAAGGGAUAGAAAAUAAGAAUUAGAGAUUAUGAGACCUGAAGGAUAGAAUGGGAAGGUUUAAUAUGUGCUGAUUGGAGUCUAAGAAGUAAAAAAUAGAAAAAAAUUGAGGUAAUUGCUGACAAAUUUCCAGAGCUAAGAAAAGCCUGGGACCUGGUAUGGUGGCUUAUGCCUGUAAUCACAGCAUUUUGGGAGGCCAAAGCAGAAGGAUCACUUGAAGCCAGGAGUUUGAGAUCAACCUGGGAAAUGAAGCAAGAGCCCCCACUCCAUCUCUACAAAAAAAAUUAAGAAUUAGCCAGAUGUGGUGACAUGAACCAGUAGUCCCAGCUACUUGGGAGGCUCAAGUGGGAGGAUCACUUGAGCCCAAGAGUUUAAGACCAGCCUGAGCAACAUGGUGAAACUCCAUCUGUACAAAAAAUACAAAAAUUAGCCAGGCAUGGUGGCACACACCUGUGGUCCCAGCUACUCAAGAGGCUGAGGAGGGAGGAUCACACGAGCCCAGGAGUUCAAGGCUGCAGUGAGCUAUGAUGGUGCCACUGUACCCUGUCUAAAAAAAAAAAAAGUGGAUCCACAUAUACAAGAAGCAAAAUGUAUAUCAACCAGGAAAAGGAAGCCAAUGUAUAUUCAUUAUACUCAAACUUCAGAACAAUAAAGGCAAAGAUAUCUUAAAAGCAGCCAGAAUAACUUAUCCACUUUUAAAGGAAUAACGAAUUGACAGACCUUUUUUUUUUUUUUUUUUUUUUGAGACAGAGUCUUGCUCUGUCACCCAUGAUGGAGUGCAGUGGUGUGAUUUCUGCUCACUGCAACCUCCAUUUCCCGGGUUCAAUUGAUUCUCCUGCCUCAGCCUCCCGAGUAGCUGGGAGUACAGGUGUGCGCCACCACAACCUGGCUAAUUUUUUUGUAUUUUUAGUAAAGACGUGAUUUUGCCAUGUUGGCCAGGCUGUUCUCGAACUCCUGACUUCAGGUGAUCUACCUGCCUUGGCCUCCCAAAAUGCUGGGAUUAGAGGCAUGAGCCACUGCACCUGGCCAACAGUAGACUUUUCAGUGCCAAAACUGGAAGGCAAAAGACAGUGGAAUAACAUCAUUAAGGUACUGAGAGAAUAACUCAAUAGAAUGAGUGCCCAGUGAAAUUAUCUUUCAAAAUCAAGGGUAUAUUAAAAACACUUUUUUCUCAAAAUGAGAAUUUACAAACAAGGGACUUUCACUUAAGAAUAAAGAUGAAUUUUAGAGUACAGCAAAAUGACUAGGAGGAAAGUCUGAGAUGCAAGAAGGUAUGGUGAGCUAAAAAAUCAGUAAUCAUGGGAAAUGUAAAUAAAUACUGUCUAUAUUAAGAAGUAUUUACUCUGUGGAGUAAAAAAGAGCGUAAUUAAAAUACUAGCAACAUUUUACAUAACUCAGGAAAUGUAUAUGUGGGGAAAGUGUCCGGGAGCACUUAGAAGUUAGUGUGAGUGCUCCAAGAUCCUGAUACUCUUUAGGAUGGAAGUUAAGAUAAUGAAUGACUUUAGAUGUUGUUAAUCUAAGUACUUAACAGAAAAUUUUCAGAUAACCUUUAAAGAAUAGCAAUACAAUAUAACUUUCAAACCAGUAGAGAGGAAACAUUCUGAAAUAAGGGAAAAACACUUUAGAAAUCCCAACUUUGAUAGACCACAAAAAUGCAAGAAGGAAGAAAAAGCAUAGAAAAAGCAAAGAAAUGGCAUAGUAUAUAAUAAAUGGUUACAAUAAAUAUAAAUUGCCUAUCUCACCAGAUUAAUAAAAAAAAAAGUCUACCUUGUUCAAUAUAUACAGUUUACAAAAGACAGUACAAGGACAGAGAAAGACAAAAAGUAGAAUUAGGGAAAAUAAAACAAGCAAAUAUACCUGGUUAGGAUAGCUGUAUCAGUAUUAGCCUUACAAAUAUUAAAGUGAAAAGCAUUAAUAAGGAUAAGGAGACUCUCAAAAAUAAUAAAAAUUUCAACUGAAGUAGGUAUAACAGUUCUAAACAAAGUUAUUAAAGUAAAAAUGUAGAGGGCAAAACGGAAAAAAAAACUAUUAUGUUGUAUUUGAAGUCACUCAAUUUUUAGCUCGAGCAGCAAAAAAGUAAAUAGAACAACAUGGUAACCAAAGUUGAUUCAAUUAAUACAUAAAGGAUCAUGUUCCCCCAAUUUAGAGCAUGUGCAUAUUUCUUAAGCAUGUAUAAAAGAUUUAGAAGGAAAAUGAUAAAGGAAUGUUUUGGGGACCUCUGAUAGGGAAAGAUUUCUUAGAAAAUCUGCAAAAGAUAUUAACCAUAAUCUACAUAAAGUCAACUGUUUUAUUUCAAGCCUCUCUGGAAAUAGUUUUGUUGACUGAUAAGAAACGCUCUAUGUCAGUCAGCUAAUCAAUGUCUAGUGAGUCUAACUCUUUCCACUACACAGUAAGUUCCAUCUUAGGGUGUUUUACUUAAAAGCCUGGUGUCAAAUGUUACACGCACAAAAACUUAUUAGUAUCUUUUUAACCAAUGUAUCUUAGGAGAUACGGAAUUAUUUCUAACACACUGGUUGUAUUUACUAAUUUUCCGCUGAGCCAUCAUAAAAAUAGAAGUCACAUCGUCACUAUUUCUUGCUUGUCCAACCCAGUGUCUAUGGUACCCUCGGCAGUUAUUCAUGGCUCCUAGGCCUUCUUUUAGAGUACUGUCUCUCUUCUAUUGGCUUUGGAUGGAAUUGACUCCAUCCUAACUGCAGAAAUGAUAGGCACUGCUUUACAUAAAUCAGUCAGCCUAAUAGCAUUCUUUUUGCCUCAGAGAUUGGUUCAGAGAUGGGGAAAAACCCACUCUAGGCAAUCAGCUUGUGACUUACUUUCCUCCAAUUGGUGAUCCAAUUAGGGCAGUGUGUGGAAUGUGCUGCUCUGUAUGUGCAGCCAGAUGCUCAUGUUCAUAAAAAACAUUUUAAUACUGUGAUGGAAGAUACAGCUUCGAGACAAAGACACAAGCUUGGGUAGAGUCAUUCAUUCAUUUAGUAAGCAUUUGCUGAGUGCUUAAUAAAUGCUGGGCCCUGAGAAAAAGCAAAAUCUUAUUCAGCACAUUCUGACAUUGGGGACAAUGCGAUAGUUGAUAGCUUCCACACUUAAUUAGAAACAAAGAUUAUCUCUUAAAACCUCAUUCUUGUAUCUAGGAAGACUUUUGUUUUCCCAAUCAGAAAUUGUGGUUCCAGAAAAAGAACAAGACAAUGAAAACAUUGUAUAAAAGGUUUCUUUCAAACUUUUUUCAAUUGACAGUUUUUCACCCCAAUCAUCUUGAUGCAGAGAGGCUUCAGAAACACAAGUGACUCUGUGUUCAGACCAAGUACUUGGCCUCGAGAAGAUGAAUGAUCAGACCAACUCACCAUAUGAUUAUAAGGGUCAGGUAGUUUAAAAAGAAAUUACAAUCUGAAUUGAACCAUGGAUGAACAGUGUUGCUAUUGAGCUUCGAAUCCCAGCUAAUAAGCAUAACCUUGUAAAGAGAGGUUACUGUUUGGGAAACUGCAUGUUCUUGCAGGAGGGCAAAGCUUUUGCAAUAUAAAUAGUUGUAAGGGUACUAGCUUUCAUCUUUAAUACCUUAACCCUCUGUGUUUAGAGUUUUUGUAUCCAGGGCUGAAUUGAGAAUUUUAGAAACCUUGAACACUGAAGAGAUUGUAAUAACAACCCCAUGUGUAAUUUAUAAAAUCUUCAAAAGAAAAUUUACUUUUUCAAAAUGUUAUAAAACUCUGAAUACUGAAAUGAAAA